CUAUUUGUAGCUAUUAUUUGCAAUUAGAGUGCCUGGUUAGGGCACCCUAGCACGUCCCUUAUGCUUUGUGUAGUUGUGUUCCACAGCUAAAUAUCCUUGCUUCUCUCACCCCGUUAAAAUAAUUAAGAAAAGAAAGAGAGAGUUUGUGUUUUAUGAAGAAUCGAUGCCGCGUCGUUUUUAAUCCUGCGAAUUUUUGUUAUCCCAUCCGUCUUCCGCAUUCGCCUUUCCUCUCUCUCUCUUUCCUUCGAGUAGGAGGCGCUCUAAAUUCUAAUCCACGACAACAUCUUCAAUUUCUCGUGAUCGAUCGAUUGAAAACGAUCAGUAGAUGCGUCUCACUCUCGAGUUCGGCGGUGGCCUCGAGCUUCUCUGCAACUCCGUUAAGAUCCAUCACGUCGAUGUCGACGCAAAAUCUGGAGACAAUAAGUGCGAUCCAGUUGAUUAUGAGAGACCUGCUUUCUUGGAUUAAGAGCAAUUUGAUUAAGGAGAGGCCCGAGAUGUUCAUGAAAGCAGAAUCUGUGAGACCUGGUGUUCUUGUCCUGAUAAACGACUGCGAUUGGGAACUAUGUGGCAACCUUGAUGCGGUUCUGGAAGAGAAGGAUGUGGUAGUGUUUAUCUCCACACUACAUGGUGGUUAGUGUCUAAAUUCGAGAUUAAUGAUCCAAUGGGAAUGCAUUUACUGUGACAAGUUAUGAUUUUAACUUAUCUAAUGUUCUGAACUGAAUUUGAAGAAUUACAGUUUUCACUGUUGAGAUAUAUAUAUUCAGUCCUCUGGUAUUUAUACUUGUUUCUAAUCCUGUAUUAGAGGACUGUUUGAUAUAUUGAGGAUGAUGGUUAUUAACAUAUCAUGUUAUCUAUUUACCUGGUAUGGAAAGUUGAUUUUUGUAGUCA
Messenger RNA from Ananas comosus (pineapple), 888 nucleotides. RefSeq names its product ubiquitin-related modifier 1 homolog. Gene Ontology annotation, biological process: protein urmylation; tRNA thio-modification. The transcript has 4 exons. The coding region runs from base 153 to 635 and encodes 160 amino acids. The record is from RefSeq and is a predicted model, not a curated record. Gene Ontology annotation, molecular function: protein tag activity. Gene Ontology annotation, cellular component: nucleus; cytoplasm. Lineage: Eukaryota; Viridiplantae; Streptophyta; Magnoliopsida; Poales; Bromeliaceae.